Populus trichocarpa (black cottonwood) is the source of this 983-nucleotide messenger RNA. Its product is annotated as photosystem I P700 chlorophyll a apoprotein A1-like. Gene Ontology annotation, biological process: photosynthesis. The transcript has a single exon. The record is from RefSeq and is a predicted model, not a curated record. Gene Ontology annotation, cellular component: thylakoid; membrane. The coding region runs from base 222 to 983 and encodes 253 amino acids. NCBI's taxonomy places the organism in Eukaryota, Viridiplantae, Streptophyta, Magnoliopsida, Malpighiales, Salicaceae.
AUCAAUUCAAAGCCCAGAAAGGUCCGUUGAGCGCCUCGUGGCUAUGUCAUAAUAGAUCCGAACACUUGCCCUGGAUCGACUUCCAGAUCAUAAUUGCUCUAGUGAAUAACUAACGAAACUAGAUAGAAAAAAACUAAUUAGAAAAAUCUCUCAUGGGUUCACUAAUUACUUGACUGUUGGCGGGUCUCUUUGUAUGUGUUGUCCGGAAAGAGGAGGACUCAAUGAUUAUUCGUUCGCCGGAACCAGAAGUAAAAAUUUUGGUAGAUAGGGAUCCCAUCAAAACUUCUUUCGAGGAAUGGGCCAGACCCGGUCAUUUCUCAAGAACAAUAGCUAAAGGACCUGAUACUACCACUUGGAUCUGGAACCUACAUGUUGAUGCUCACGAUUUCGAUAGCCAUACCAGUGAUUUGGAAGAGAUCUCCCGAAAAGUCUUUAGUGCUCAUUUCGGCCAACUCUCCAUCAUCUUUCUUUGGCUGAGUGGCAUGUAUUUCCACGGUGCUCGUUUUUCCAAUUAUGAAGCAUGGCUAAGCGAUCCUACUCACAUUGGGCCUAGCGCCCAAGUAGUUAGGCCAAUAGUGGGCCAAGAAAUAUUGAAUGGUGAUGUGGGUGGGGGUUUCCGAGAAAUACAAAUAACCUCCGGUUUUUUUCAGAUUUGGAGAGCAUCUGGAAUAACUAAUGAAUUACAAUUGUAUUGUACGGCAAUUGGUGCAUUGGUCUUUGCAGCCUUAAUGCUUUUUGCUGGUUGGUUCCAUUAUCACAAAGCUGCUCCAAAAUUGGCUUGGUUCCAAGAUGUAGAAUCUAUGUUAAAUCACCAUUUAGCAGGGCUACUAGGGCUUGGGUCUCUUUCUUGGGCGGGGCAUCAAGUCCAUAUAUCUUUACCAAUUAACCAAUUUCUAAACGCUGGAGUAGAUCCUAAAGAGAUCCCACUUCCUCAUGAAUUUAUCUUGGGGAUGUUUGAAAGUGUAGUAAUUAUUGCUUUUUAA